Messenger RNA from Ramularia collo-cygni, 2157 nucleotides. RefSeq lists its product as uncharacterized. Gene Ontology annotation, molecular function: DNA binding; carboxy-lyase activity; zinc ion binding. The transcript is spliced from 6 exons. Gene Ontology annotation, biological process: DNA-templated transcription; regulation of DNA-templated transcription. The record is from RefSeq and is a predicted model, not a curated record. Bases 1 to 2157 code for a protein of 718 amino acids. Lineage: Eukaryota; Fungi; Ascomycota; Dothideomycetes; Mycosphaerellales; Mycosphaerellaceae.
AUGGACCCGCAACUCAUGGAAACGCAACCGUACGGGGACGCCGCUUUGCAGCCGCCUCAAGCAGAGGUCAAUGACUUCCUCCGCAAGAAACGAAAAGCUCGAGAGCACAAAGCCUGCUAUCCUUGUAGGAGACGCAAAGUAAAGUGUGACUUGUCCAGGCCUUGUCAAACGUGUAGAGAUCGCGACCACCCUGAGCUCUGCUCGUAUCACCCGCCAAGCAAGCGGCAGAAUGUGGAUGGUAAUUCGAAUGCGGGCUUGUCAAGACCUACCGACGAUGAAUCGCACGGCUUGCAAAGACCUCAGGAUCCGGGCUAUGUGAUGCUGGAGAGGAACGCCUUUGAUCUGCUGUGCYAUAAACUCAAUGGCUUGGAGAAUUCCAUUGCGGAUCUCAGACGUGAGAUACGUCAGAAUUCCUACGACGAGAACAACGGGGUUCAUGAAAGCGACGGUAGUAGCGAAGGUCCACGUGCGCAGACGCAUGCCGAUCUGCAUGGCCUACAUACGACGAAUCAAUCCGGCGAGAUUGUACACCUUGGCGGCGGGUCGGUACCAGCCAUGAUAUACGCCAUAACUCAAGGACAUCCGUCUAGCGGGGCGGAGCAAACACAACUUCAAGAGUUCCUGGGCAAAUCGGUGCUGCCUCUUUUUGGACUCGACAAUGAGUCUGCCAUAUAUCCGUUUGUUGACCUCUGGGGCUUACCGCAUGGUUCAUUACAGCGCGCUCGGGAGCUAUCGAAGGCUCUGCCAGGCGAUGCACAGAUGCUGAGUCUCUUUGCCUCGUAUAGAGACAUGGGUCAUAUCAUCUACCCCGGUCUCGCUGAGCUGGAUCAGCUCGAGUCAGACUUGGCCGCUUUCCUCGUCGACAGGUCGUCGUUAGCCAACCCGGACGAUGGGGUGACAGAGAAUACCAUUCAUGGACGCUCAUUCUACUGGCUUGGCAUGCUCUUCGCAGUCCUCGCGAGUGGUGCACAAUGCAGCGCGCUAACGCGAAAGGAACGUGAAUUGACAUCUCAAGUUUAUGUUUGUUGCGGGUUCGAAUGCCUGCGCUUCACGAAUUUCCUGUCGCAGCCUCACGUCGAGAGCAUCCAGGCGUUGUUGAUUAUUGGCAAUGUAAUGACGAAUAACAUGAACGCGGGAACAGCAUGGUCGCUGUUGGGGCUCACGAUACGACUCGCGCAAGGCCUAGGGCUUCACCAAGCGUGUCCACCUCACAUCCCUGCGGAGAAGGUGUUUCCUCGAUCUCGGAUCUGGUGGGCGAUAAUAUGGCAAGAUAGCCUUCUCUCCAUCACGUAUGACCGCAACGCGGCGCUGGAUGUCAACACAAUGCCAAUGCCUCAGCAUUUUGGACCCGUGAGCUCUUACCACGCUGCAAUGUACAGGAUGUGCAGGCUAUCGCUCGACAUCAUCCGCGAUAGAGCAAAGCCCUGCGCGGCCCGCGACCAUGUUGCGAGAAUUAAUCAGCAUCGCGAGGAGAUAUCAAGCAUCAUGCGGGAUGCUGUUGAGCAUCUUCGCGAUUCGCGCCAGUGCAACACCAGCAAGGAAACGCUGGAGCACUGGGCUCUAUACUUGCAUACCAGCUAUGCAACGUCAGAGCUAUGCAGGCCAGCAGUCAGUCCGAGCACCUCUAGUGAGAUUGUCAAAUCCUUCAAGCCGGUCUGCAUCGAGAACCUCGUCAAUACGAUUGAAGCGUUCCUCGGCUUAAACAACAUCACCUUCUUCGCGAGGCAAUCAUGGGCCGCUGUCCACCGAGGGCUCAGCUCGGCCCUGCUAUUAGGCAUUCUCGGCGAACACCGGCAUAACGAGCGGGCACGAAAGCUCAUCGGACGCUUCGUCACCCUCAUGAGCCAGAUCACUUCCACUGUAGAUCCCACCGAAGUCUCUGGCCCAGUUCAUCGUGGCAUUCAGGCUCUGAGAAAAUUGAAAAUAGAGGAGAAUCAGACUGGUUUCACAGACUCUUUGACAACGCCAAAAGAGUCGGCCGGUACAUCGGUCGAUGGAAAUGGGAACGGCGAGGUGAAGCUGGACCACAGCCAAAUCUUCACGCCCUCGAGCUCUGAUACGCCUGCCGAGGAGUUCUCUCCGUAUUCUGUCCUCAAUACUAUCUUAUGGGGAAACAAUGCUGGCGCUAUGCUUGACGGCGAGACUGCCCCAAUGUAA